Molecule: messenger RNA, 8775 nt
Organism: Onychostoma macrolepis
Lineage: Eukaryota; Metazoa; Chordata; Actinopteri; Cypriniformes; Cyprinidae
Gene: evpla
Product: envoplakin a
Exons: 22
Coding region: 2162-8107 (1981 amino acids)
Biological process (GO): intermediate filament cytoskeleton organization; wound healing
Cellular component (GO): cytoskeleton; intermediate filament; cytoplasm
Molecular function (GO): structural molecule activity; cadherin binding
Source: RefSeq, a predicted model, not a curated record
UAAGAAGUCUCGAGUAGAUGUUUAUCACAGCUCUUGACAGCUUCCUGUUGUCAUCUGUUCAUCUUCACAUUCCUAACCACAUGCACAGCGUUCCAGGCAGGGUGCAUUUCAGGCCUGAGGAAUGUUACACACAAGGCAGUUUAAACAAAGCUGUCAGUUAGAAGGCUGCUUUCUCCUGUUUAGUUGCAACUUGGAUUUUAUUAUGUUUGGUAAUGGAUUAAUCAGUUAUAUUACAGCACAGAAAUUCCAAGUCCUUACAUUUUUAUUUAGUGAAGGUAAAAUUCAGUUUAAUUUGACAAACUUAUAUCCAUCAAAAUCAAGUGUCGAUCAAAAAAUGUUUGGUUUCUUUUGUUUGAAGGAGAGACAGCUAAUUAAAAGCCCAAAAUAAAACAUUUGUUACAAGUACCACACCCCAAUGUGAGUUAUCCUCCCUCAAUCCCAGCCACUCCUUAACUGUACUGUACUCUUUUUUUUUUUUUUUUUUUUUGUAAAGUAUCAAGCUAUUUGGAACAUCACUUAAGAUUUUCAUAAUGCAUGAGGACUGUAAUGUGGCUAUGGCAUUACAUAGAUUCACUCGAAUCAGAUAAAUACUGAUUAGUAGACAUGACAUGCUUUAUGUAAUAUGAAAUCACUUCACAAAAAUUACUUCAAACGUUUUCUAAUGAUUGUAUAAUUAUAGAUAUACAUUAUAGAUAUUAAGUUUUUUGAACAUCCUAUUGAGAGACUACAUGUGUCAUUAGACUAUUUAAAAAACAGCGAAAAGGGGGGGCAGGGGGAUGGGGUGACUUGUAACACCAUCAGUUUAACCACUUUGAAAGUAAGUACUGGGAUGAAAUCUCUCUCAAAUCAUACAUGACUAACACCGUCAAAAAAGAAAAAAGUUAUAGGACUGGAGAUACAGAUAAUUAGGUACAGAAAAAUCAACAUUUAAUUUUUGGCUUCGGGUUAAUGUGUUAAAUUAAUCGGAUAAAAUUGACUCAAUUUCCAUCUGUAUAUCAAAAUGUCAUGGAUGACUAGACAGGAGAGGUUAUAACACUGUCCCCAUGAGCCCGUAAUGUAUGUACAUACAGUAAAAAGUGUAUUUGUUAGUGUAGUUUUAUGUGUCUGUUAUAUAUUUAUUCAUAGUUGUUUGCCGUUUUAGAAUUAAAUAUUUCCUGUCAUUUAGAAUCUUUAAAUUAAAAUGCUUGGGAAGUAAAUUUGAUUGACAAUAAAUUUAUUUUCAAAAUUUAAACUGAUGUCCAUAUUUUUAUUAGUGUUACAACCUUCCCCCGGUAGUGGCAUAAGUUAUGACAACAGUACUCUUUGACAUUGAUCUACACAAUAUAGGAGUAAGUUGUAUAUGAAAAAAAUAAAUAAAUACCAGAUUUGUAACAAAUAAAUGGGGAAAUACAAAAAAAGACAGAAAAAUUAACUGGGUAAGGGUGGUAGACAGAAAGAGGGAGUGACUGGGGCAAGACAUUACACCUGAAUCUCUGUUACACCCUACCAUGUGACGGUACAUGUUAGAAAUGUGGGCUAACUACCACGGCCCUGAGAGAAAGUGACCCAACAACAUUCCACACCAUCUUACAUUCACAGAUUCUACACAUUUAACAAGUUAACAAGUCUUAAAUAGUACAGUGUCCUGUAAAUAAUUCAUAUGGUUAUACUGAACUACUGUUAAUAAUUCUUCAACAGUGCAACAUGUCUAACAAAACUGUCAAUUUUAAUAAACUAAAUACUAAAUCACUUCAAUUCAGAUAAGAUUAGUGUUUUACUAGUCACAAUCUAAUUUUGGGCUUAUUGAUAAUGUAGUGACUUACAUUUCUUCCUUUUCCUAUAGGCUAACUUUUAAUUACUAUCAACUGGGCUAGAAGAAAAAAACGAUGAAUGAUAGAGAUGUGUGUAAAUGUGUAUGUGUGGGUGAAAAAAUGGGAAGGUUAAACUGGUCUGCCCGGUCCUGCAAAAGGAGGUGGUCUGGGUGUCGCCCAACACCUGUUACUCAGGGCGGAGUGGAGACAGAAGAACAGCUUUACUUCACCACUGUAUGACAGUUCUACAGAGACAGAAAGUGUGUACAGAGACGUUUGUGGAGGUAAAGAAUAAACAGAAGUGAGACAGAUUCACAAACUCACACACCCGCGGCAGAGAAGGUGAAUCUCGCCUCACUACAACUUUUAGGAUGUUCAGGAAGAAAGAAAACACCGUGAAAGAUGAUUCCAAGAUAAACAAAUCACAGGUGAGUAACCUGGCCUUGCUGAUUGCACGCAUGCAGAAGAAUGCCGACACUGUUGAGAAAGAUGUACUGCGAGCAGAAGAGCUGCUACUCAUAGAUGCUGACAAUGAGAAAAAUAAUAGGAAAUUACAACAUCAGAAGGAAACAGCAGACCUCUUAGGCCAGGCUGAGGGGCUUCUAAAAGAUCUGUUCCUGGAUAUGGACAAAGCCAAGAAAAUGAAACACCCUCAGGCUGGAGAAAUAGAGAAUGAUGUUAGUCGUCUUCAUGAGCGUUGGCUGAAAGACUGUUCCCUUUACCGAGAGCUGUAUGAGCCACUGAAUGAGGUGGAACUACAGCCAAGAAUUAACUGGGCUCUGGUGCUGAACCAAAAACAGAAAGAGGCAAGCAAAGAGGAUUAUGGCCCCACUCUGGAUGACCUGAAGAAGCAGAUUGCAGCUCAUAACAUCCUUCAUAAGGAGAUUGAGUCUUACAACAACCAGCUAUGCCCUGGCUCAACCAGCUCCCAGGAGGAAUAUGCUGCCAUUAAGAAGCAAUAUGCUAACCUACUGGAUAACUCAAAAUGGAGACAUCACUAUCUCAACAGCCUGUACGACUACAUGCAAGACUGUGAGAAGGAGGUGGCAUACAUGAGGGAGGAGCAGAACAAGACCCUUAAACAGGACUGGAGUGAUCAGAUGGUUGACCAUGCUGAUAUCCGCAGACAGUAUGAGAUCUUCAAGAAUAACAGCCUGCUGUCCCACGAAAGUGAGGUCAACAAGUUACAGGAUGAUGGAGACCGACUGAUUGAGCUGAAACAUCCUGCUGCCAGCACUAUUCAGGCCCAGAGAGACACUGUGAGGAAUGAAUGGCAGAAGUUUCUGAAUCUUUGCAUCUGUCAGGAAACACAUCUGGACAAUUUAGAGGAGUACAAAAGGUACCAACUGGAUGCAGAUACCUUGUCUGAGUCUUUAUCUAAGCUUGGCUCCACUGUUGAUGCCAAAGCAGUCAAUGGCAAAACCAGCACUGAAAUUCAGAUGCAGCUUGAGGCUGAGGAAAGGCCUCUGCAGCGCAACGAGCAGCUGUUGGCUGACCUGAGAAAGCGAAGCACCUCUAUCACACCACUAAAGCUUCGUCGCACUCCUCCAAGCAAAACUACCACGGUUGAGUCUCUGUGUGACUGGAAAACUCCCAAGGCUUCAUUGAACAGAGGAGAGCUGUUUAAUCUGAAGUCCAACACAGACAAUGACAACUGGGAGGUUCAGUCCAACGAUGGAACAAUCAAGAAAUUUCCUGGAGUUUGCUUUAUGAUUCCUCCACCUGAUCCUGAUGCCAUCAACAGAGUUGACCUGCUGGGCAAAGAGUUGGAAGAUCUAAAGAAAAGGCGGGCUGCUUUGAGAACUUCGCUGAACAAUCAACCAUCAAAGGCCUCUGUUUCACAGGCUCCAGUUCCUGCUCCAAGAGCUGAGGAGAACUCCAAAGCUGCAGAGCUAGCUAGCCGCCUAAACCAAAUGGAUAAAGAUGUAGCUCAAGUUGAGAUGGACACUCUGAACAGUCUAAGGGCCCCACUGAACCGCACUGAUCCUGCCACAGACCUCACUAAACGUCUGAAGGAGCAAGAGAGAACAACUGCAGCUCUCCAGCAGUUGGAAAAACAGAGGGCUGCAGCCCAAAAGGACCUGGAACCUCUACUUUCAAAGGACAUUAAUGGACCAACCUCUUCCACUCUACCUCAAAAACUCAGUGAUGCCAAAAUCAAACAAGACAGUCUAGCUGCUCUCAUUGAUCUCUACAGAAAGAAAGCAAAUGCUUCUAUGGUAUUGGAGAGACAGCUGAGGAAGAUGGACAGCACUGUCUCAGGAAUUGAGAAACAGCUCAGUGAUGAUGGUGCCAUCCCAGACAAACCUAGUGCCAUUCAAAUCCGUACACAGGAGAUUCAGGAUUUGAGAAAAGAUGUUGCUGGAACUCAAAGUGAGAUGCAAAAGCUUAGCGAGGACCUAGAGGCACUUAAGAAGUUAUGCAGUUCACUUCAGCAGGGUUACCAGGAGUACUGUCCUGAUAUACGCAGACAGGAAGCAGAAGUGAAGAAUCUUCAAAGCCGAUAUGCCAAUGUGAGCAACCAGCUGAAUGAAAGAGAGAGGCUUUUGCAAGAGGCUAACACAAAACACCAGGACUUCCAGAAUGUGAGCCAAUCACUAAGCUCCUUCUUAUAUAAUCUACCUAACAACAAGAUUAACCCCACAGAUGAUUUGUCUCAAGUCAAUGCAAAGCAGAACUCUCAGAAGAGGGUGAUAGAGGAUAUACAGAGGAAAGGCGAUGACAUGGACAGGGUGGUUGAUCUCUCCAAGGAUCUCCAGAAUGCUCUCAAAGAAUAUGAGAUGAACUGUGUUAAGUACAAAGCUACUCUUGAUGACAUACCUGCGAUAGAUGCUAAAAGACUUCACACUUCCACCCUAGCUAGCUCUGUUGCAAAACAGGAGAAGGAUCUUACAAACCAUUAUGCUGAGACAGCCGCUGAAAAAGAACAAUUACUCAACCAGAUGAACUUAGCAAAGUCCAUCAUGGCUGAGAAUGUGGUAAAAGUAAAUGCUGUACAACAACAACAACAGAUGCAACAAAAAGCUGCUGAUGACACUGAAGUUCUCCAGAAAGAAUUAAAGGAGGAAAUUGCAAAACGUACCAACGCAGAGAAUAGCCUGAGCACCAUCAAGAACAGAUAUUUAUCUCUGAAGAAUCGCAGAGGAAUAGAGCGAGUGGAGGAGAAGGAGGUUCUGCAGUAUUACCGUGACCCAAAGCUUGAGGCCAAUGUGGAGGACUUUCAAAAGAAAAUUCAUGAAGAAGCACUGAAACGCACCAAAACACAGAGUGAGAUUGAGGUACUGUCCAGAAAGAUCAGUAGCCUAGAAAGUGAACUUAAGAACAACAAGCCAAAGCUAGUGACAAGAGAAGUGACAGAGGUAGAGAAAGACCCUCAGUUGGAUUUAGAAGCAUCAAACAUUCGAGAAAACAUAAGCAAAUUGAGAAGUGAACUUAAAGUUAAAGAUCAAGAGAAGGCUCACCUACAAACAGAGAUGACAAUUUUGGAACAAAAGAAGCAAAACAUAAAAGAGAAGGUGGUGCAAAAGGAGGUAGUAAGACUGGAAAAAGAUCCAGAAAUGUUGAAGGCAGUUAGGACAUUUGAGAUGGCUAUCUCAGAUGAAGGUGAGAGGAGCAAAUCACUGAAAAGUGAAAUCUCCCAAACCAGGAGCCAGAUCAAUACUCUUGAGAGGCUCAUUCCAACUUUAGAGCCAAAAGUUGUCACCAAGGAGGUGAAAAGGGUUGAGCAGGACCCUGGACUCAUAAGUGAGUCUAAAGAUCUUUUAACUACAAUAGAAGAAGUGAGAAAUGAGAACAGAAGUUUCAUUACUGAGCUUAGCAACCUUCAGUCACACCAUAUCCAAAUACAAAGGAUGAAGCCCAAAGUGGAAGUCAAAGAAAUCAUUAAUGAGAACUUCAGGGUGUCACCUGAGACAGAGGCAGAGAUGCAUCGCUUGAGAAGGGAGCUUCAAGACAAUGGCAGACAGUUCUCAGACUUUGAGAGACAAAUUAGUCUUGUCAAAACAGAGCUGGAAGUGCUGUAUGCACAGAAACCCAAAAUUGAGUACAAGGAAGUAGUUCAGGAGGUUGUAAAAGAGGAAAGAAGUCCAGAGAAUGUAAGAGAAAUACAGAGGCUCUCUGAUCAAGUAUAUUCCCAGCAAAAAACCUACAGUACUUUGCAGGAUGAGCUUAUCCGUCUUAGAAAAGACAGGGAUGAAUGGAAGGCAGAAAAGUCAAAGGUUGAGACCAAGAUUGUCACUAAAGAUGUAACUAAGUAUGUUGAUGACCCACUUCUGGAGAAGGAGGCAGAUCGUCUCAGGAGAGAGGUCCGUGAAGAAACUCAGAGGCGCAGAACUACAGAGGAAAUGGUGUUUGAUCUUCAGAAUAAAUACAUUCAGCUUGAGAGACAAAAACCAGAGGAAAAAGUAGUAGUGCAAGAGGUGGUGCGUCUACAAAAGGACCAAAGGCAGAUCCUUGAUCAUGAUAGGCUAGGUAGGAGUCUAGAUGAAGAAGUGAAGAAUCGGAGAAAAUUGGAGCUAGAGGUACAGCAGAUGAGAGCACUCGUAGAGGACAAGGAAAUAGCCAUCAGGAGCAGUGAUGAAAGGCAAAGAAAGAUCCAGGUGGAAACUGAGCUGAGACAAAUUAAAUCCAGAAUCCAUGAGCUAGAAACUGCCCCACCUCCUAUUGAAGAGAACAUAGUCAUAGAGGAAGUUCUGAAAGUUGAGAGGGAUCCAAAACUAGAUAAACUGACCAAUGGUCUUCGAACAGAUAUGGAUAAGGAGAACAGUGACAUUAUGCGUUUAGAGAGAGACAUAAGGAAAUUGACACUGGAGAUAGAAAUUUUGCAGCGAGAGAAGUCGGUUGAGAAGACCAUCUAUAAAGACGUUGUUCGUGUAGAGAAAGAUCAGGCUGUGGAAGCAGAACGGUAUCACCUUAGAGAACAAUUACUUCAGAAGAAAAAUGCCAGACUAAACCUUGAGGAUGAAAUUCACCAUCUAAAUGAGAAACUGCAGCGACAAGCAAGUAAAAGAACUACGACAUCUCUGGAGGAGACCAACUUGAUUCAUGAUCAGGACAAGCUGCAGAGAGAAAAAGAAAACCUCCAGAGAGAGCUGAGAACUUUCGAAUCUGAAAGACAAAACAUCAGCAUCUCAUUCCACCAGCAGUCUAGGCUGAUGAGUGAAAGAAAUCAAAUGAACAGGCAAAGAAGCAUUAAAAUGGAAUCAGAUGUUCAGAGGCUGGAAAGGAACAUCCUGGAUGAGAAGGACAAAAUUCAUAAACGAGAAAACAUAAUUAGGGAGCUAAAGAACAGUUUGAAGAAGGAGGAUUCCUCAGAGACUCGCACUAAAGAAGUAAAUGUGUCUACAAAGAUAAGCAUUUUGGAUCCUAACACUGGUAAAGACAUGUUACCAUAUGAUGCCUACAUGCAAGGCUUCAUUGAUCGUAGCCAGUACAUACAAUUACAGGAACUAGAGUGUGACUGGGAGGAAAUUACCACAAUGGGACCUGAUGGCGAGAUAUCUGUUUUGCAAGAUCGGAAGAGUGGCAAACAGUACUCCAUCAAAAAUGCACUAAAAGAAGGCAGGGUGACUAAAUACCAACUACAGCAGUACAAGGAUGGCAAAAUGCCGAUCUCAGAGUUUGCUCUUAUUGUGGCUGGUGAAAAAAAAUCUCGGCCAUACACCCCAGUUACCAGCCAACCAACUCAACAGCUUAAUGAAGAGUUCCCCAUUUGUGGUGUGUAUGAUGUACACACUGAUUCAUGUCUUAAUGUCCGCAGUGCCAUGGAUCGAAAGAUGAUUGACACCAACACUGCCCAAAAACUGCUUGAAGCACAGGCAGCCACUGGUGGCAUUGUGGACAUCAGCAACAGCAUAAGAUAUCCUAUCAACAAAGCAGCUGAUCGAAGUCUUAUUGAGUCCAGUCAAUUACAACGGUUAUUAAAUGCUCAAAAGGCUUUCACUGGAGUUGAGGACCCUAUGACCAAAGAACGUCUGUCAGUCGGAGAGGCUGUACAGAAAGGGUGGAUGCCCAAAGAGAAUGCCAUGAGAUAUAUGGAGGCACAAUUUCUGACAGGCGGGUUGGUCAACCCCAACAAAGCAGGGAGAGUUAACAUUGUGGAUGCUGUCAGCUCUAAGAUGAUUGAUAGCACAAUGAUGAGAGAGCUUCAGGAAGAGAUCAACUAUGCAAAGGAGCUGACUGAACCCAUCACAAAGGAGAAGAUCAACUAUAAGCAGGCUUUGGCUCGUUGUAAGACAGACCCGCUAUCAGGUCUUCCAAUGCUUCCUGCUUCCUCAAAAAAUUCUGCCUAUUCUUCCUCAUAUUUUAGUCAUAAAUAACCACUCAUAGUCUCAUUGGUUUACAAAAUAUGUAAUUCAAUCAAGUUUCUGCACUGUUGACUUAAUUUCAAUGGUUAUAAUAAUACUGUAGUAUCUAUCACACAAGAAAAACACCAGUUUAUAAUUGCAUUGUAUUCUUAAGAUAAAAAAAUAAAUGGAAUCCGCAUGUCAGAAAAAGAAAAGUCCAAUGAAAAUGUUUUUUCUUUCUUUCUGAUUUUAUUAUAAUCAAUAUAUAAUGUAUAAUAAAUGUUUAGACAAGCUUUUUAAACUUAAUAUGAAAAUAGUAAUAUUUAAUCUGAUCUAUACUGUACUUGUAAUGCAACAUACUGUAAAUCUGAGGUGCUUUAAAAUCUGCCAAUUUAACCACAUAACACUGAAAUUAGUUAGAUUGAACAUAGUCAUUUAAAAAUCUCAACUGCUGAGAUGCUUAUGUUUACUUCAUUUUAUACAUUAUGUAAUGGGGCAAAAUAUUGUAACCCAUAGAAUGCAAUAAAUAUUUAUCAGAAACCAAAUGUGGAAAAUAAAUUAGCCUUUUUUAUUUCCUUGGAUGGGCCAGAAGUGCAAUUUCUGAUUAAAAGUCAUUAUACUUUUAUGUCUUUAACAUUCUCUGUCCUUUCUGAAACUGCUGUUAAGAUUCAACAAAAAUAAUAAAAAAUGUAAUGAAUUAC